AGGAUGACAAUGGAUUUCGUCGCAGAACGCCUUGGCCACGCAAACUUUGCAGAUUUACAAGAAAUAGAUCUUCCUCAUUGUGAUUUGCGCACUAUUGAUGUCGGGAAUGGUGAGGUGUUUAGAAACUUAAGGAGGUUGGUGAAAUUAGUUCAAAACUAGUUGUGUUUUUUUAUUUUUUUAUUUAAAACACUUUGCCAUUUCGAUACGGUUACAAAUACUUCGUGAUUAUUUUGUAUUUAGUAUUAAUUUGGAGCAUAAUAACUUGACAUCGUUCGGUGGACUUAUUCACUUGGUCAACCUCAAGGUACAUGCAUUUCUUUACCUAUUUAGCCAAAAAUUCGCCGAGACAAAAUCCAUUACCAACUUUUCCAUAGAGACAGACUAUAAUUGACAAAUUAUAUUUGACUGACAUUAUUCGCUAUAACGGUCAAGUAACCGUUGACAAUAGCUUGGAAAAUUGUGUUGUGCUGUGUUGUGAUCUCUAUCGUUCGGGUUCUUUGUCAUCAAAUAAAGCUUUUAUACUUAUAAUAAAAAUAAUUCGUAUUAAUUUAUCUCUCUGCAUUAAUGCUCACGAUUGAUUAUAAAUAGAUAUCAAGAUCUCAUUGAAAAACUUUGUCUGAAACUUGGCUAUUUUUUGUGCAUUUCUGGCUUAGGUACUUUGUUUGAACUACAACAAGAUUGAAUGUGUGUUUCCGAAAAGGAAGACAACAUCUCCAAACAGUAAGAAGGGGCCACCUGUGGCUCACUCGUCUGAUGACGUCACAUCUCCACAGAGUUUCACUCCUGUGUUGGAGAAACUGGAAGUACUUCAUCUUGGGUAAGGGACUGGAUUCAGAUAUUUCCUACAAAUUUUCUUUCAAUAGAAUUUGUCUGUAUAUGCUUUUAUUUGUUACAUUUGUAUUAUGAAAAAAAUGUGAAAUAUCUAUAAAUAUAUUUAAUAUUGUUUUAAUUCACAGAUACAAUGGUAUUUCCAACUUAAAGGCUUUACAGCUUUCAAGAAUUCCGAAUAUAAAAGGACUAUUUCUUCAAGGUAGACGCAAUACUAUUUUUUGUGUUCAUACCAUUAGUGAUUGUAAUGAUUCGUCAAUUGAGAUAGCUUGACCAAUUUUUUACUUUUACAAGGUAACGAAAUUUCGAAAGUUGAGGGCAUUCAAGGUUUGCAAGAACUCCGAGAAUUGGUCCUUGAUCAGAAUAAGAUUAAAGUGAGUAUAUGCCACGAACUUUAUGUAACUAAACUAAACUUUAUUUAUGCUGGAUAACUCUAUCAGUUCUAAACUGUUGACUCUAGAGGCCCAGUAAUAUAAGGUUAAUCUAUUGAUCCAGUGUCACUAUAGAGGAGGAAACCUAAACUAAACUAACUAACUUUAUACUGGAUAUAGCUCUAUCAGUUCUAAACUGUUCUGUUACCGGAGGAAACCUACUCUAAACGAUGAAAUUGCCGUAUUUCUUACUUCGAAUCAUAUAGAUAUUGCCUUUUUCAGCGAAACAUGGUUAAAAGAAUCCGUUCCAGAUGAAGCUAUUAAUAUUACAAAUUACCAAUUAUUCAGGCGUGAUCGUCAACACAAAUCCCAUGGUGGGGUUUGUUUUUAUAUUAACAAUACCAUUUCUUGCAACCGCCUAACGGAGUUAGAUAGUGAUAAUCACGAAGUAUUGCUUUACAGCCAAAACGACUUUCACGAAAUUACUCAAAUAUGAUAAUAGCUGUUGUGUACCACCCUCCAGAUGCCGAUUGUACAAGUAUGCGUGACUAUGUCCAAUCUUCAUUAGAAUAUAUUGAAUCUUCAAUUCCUAACCCUGCAAUCAUUAUUGCUGGUGAUUUCAACAAAUUGGACUUACAGGCUACUGUUAAACCUUUUCAACUAAAACCAGUAAUUGAUUUUCCCACCAGAGGUGCCAAUAUUCUUGACCAAAUUUAUACCAAUCUAUUUGAAUACUAUUCACCUCCUACUAGUGCUCCUCCAUUUGGCUUAUCAGACCAUCUAACAAUUGCCAUGUGUCCUGGAACGAGGAAAAGAUCGCACGAACCACAAUCGUGUAUUGUUAAAACAAGAGACAAGCGACCCAGUAAUAUUAGAAGUCUUGGUCGAUUUCUCCAGGAAAUUCCAUGGGACAUUUUAUCGUCCAUACCCUCAAAUGAUCAAAAACUAUACUUUUUAACUAGCAUUAUAAACUAUGGUUUGAACUUAAUUAUGCCUGAACGUUCAAUAAAAGUCCACCCUAAUGAUCGACCAUGGGUUAAUAGUAGAGCUGUGCGGUUAACCGAAAAAUUCGGUUCUUCCGGUACUUUUUUCAGCACCGAAAAACUAUACGCAAAAAACCGGUAGUUUCGGUUUUAAUUUCCCGUUUAACGCCCACCUGACUGCAGGUUGAAAUGUUUGGAAAAUAACAAAAUUGUGCUCUUUGUGCACAAUAUGCACUGUACUAAGUGCUCAAAUAGUUGAUAUUUUAGUUGUGAUAGUUAUUUUUGUGAACUUGCUUUAAAUUUUUUUAAAAACUAAGAAAUAUUACAUCUUCAUAAAUAAAUUCCAAUUGUUCUUUUAAAAUAUUCAGAGAUUUAUACAAACUUACAAAGGCAUAAAUUCAUCUAUUUAGUAAAAAUGCUUGAAACAUGCAUAAAUUAGUUCAUACAUUUGUACUGUUCUUCUUUUUUGAAAAUAACCGAAACCGAACCGAACCGAGGUUUUUUUGUUCCAAAAAAACCGAAACCGGAACCGAGAUAAAAUUUUUGGAACCGCACAGCUCUAGUUAAUAGCAAUCUGAAAUCACUGAUAAAUCGUCGACAAAAAGCCUUUGCAUCUGGUAAUGUCACUCUUUUUAAAAUGUUACGUAAUAAAGUUAAUCGUGAACGAAAACGUUGUCGUAAGAGCUAUUAUCAAUCUAAAGUUCAUAAUUUACGUAACACUAACCCCCGAGAUUGGUGGCGGGAAGUGAAGCAGUUAUGUGGCACAUCUAAACUAAACAACAAAAGUGUAAAAGACCGCCUCCAUCAAGAUUUAUGGCAGGAGACAGACAUAAACCUCAGUAAUAAAAUUAACAAUGUUUUUAUAAAUGUGAUACAGAACUAUGUUCCAUUAUCUGAAGAUACGGCUGUAAUUGUACACAACGAUGAAACGCCUAUUAUUGUGACCGAGUCAACUAUAGCUAGAAAAUUGCAAGAAAUUAAUACAUUGCGUUCCAGUGGCCCUGACGGUAUUUCCAAUUGGGUUUUAAAAACCUAUUCGGAUAUUCUCGCCUCACCAGUUGCAAAUAUAAUCAAUUCUUCCUUUCAAAGCUGUAAAGUCCCUCAAAUUUGGAAGCUGGCCGAUGUGGUCCCGUUACCAAAAACAUCUACUGUCAAAGACUUGGAAAGGGAAUUACGACCUAUUUCCUUAACUUCCACUCUAUCAAAGAUAGCGGAACGUCUUGUAAUCGAAAGAGAAGUAAAACCAACUCUGUUAAAGGUUGUUGAUCCCCAACAAUUUGGCUUUAUUCCAAAUUCUUCCACUGUACUUGCCUUGAUAUCGAUGCUCCAUUGUUGGUUGAGUGCAACAGAUGGAAGUGGUUCAUCUGUUCGCACUGUAUUUCUUGACUAUAAAAAAGCAUUUGACAUGGUGGAUCACACCACAUUAGUUGCGAAAUUAUUCAGCCUUGGUAUUAAGCCCUGUGUGGUUAACUGGAUUAUUGACUUUUUACGUAAUAGAUGGCAAAGGGUCAAACUAAGUGAUAAUUGUUUCUCAGACUGGCUCCAAGUUCCAGCUGGUGUCCCUCAAGGCACACGACUUGGGCCUUGGCUAUUCUUAGCCAUGAUAAAUGACCUUGUGUUACAUAAUCACCUUUCAGAAAUGUGGAAAUUUGCCGACGAUACUACGGUCUCUGAAAUUGUUGAAAAAACGAACAAAGUACUUUACAAAUGGAUAUCGAUGAUAUUACUACUUGGUCUAUGGACAAUUCCUUUCAACUAAACCCAUUUAAAUGCAAAGAAAUGGUAAUAUCCUUUUCACGAUUACCACCUGUUUUUGAACCUAUACGUAUUGGUUACCGAAAUUUGGAAAGAGUGACAAGUAUCAAAUCGCUUGGAGUUAUAUUAAGAAAUGACCUUAAAUGGAUAGACCAUGUAAAUUCAAUUGUCUCCAAAGCAGCUAAACGUUUAUAUUUGUUGAGGCAACUAAAACGUGCUGAUGUCGCUUCGGCAGAUUUGGUCAAAUUUUUUUGCAGCUGUAUAAAGUCUGUUCUCGAAUAUGCGUGCCAAUUAUUCCAUAGUUCCCUGCCACGAAAUCUUGCAAAAAACAUUGAACGUAUACAGAAGCGAGCAAUGAAAAUAAUAUUCUAUGAAUUGUCUUACGACGAGGCUCUUAACAUCGCUGGUAUUUCCACUCUUGAAAACAGACGGGAGUAUCUAUCCAAUAAUCUCUUCAACGACAUUGUUUUAAAUGAUGAUCAUAAACUUGCCAAACUUUUACCAUCCAAAGCAGGCAAUAGAGAAUUACGAAAAGAAAGAUCUUUUGAAGUUUUACCAGCAAAUACAAAUCGUUUCGGAAACUCUUUUAUCAACUUUUAUGCUAAGAAACAUUACAAAUUAGAUGUUCCUUGAACAUUUUAGAAUUUUUAACUCAUAUAGAUUAGUACAUUUAAGUAUAUGAUAUAUAGUAUAUAUUAACAAUUUUUAAAUUGCAUUGUAAUAUAGAAUUUUUUACCAUUUAUAACCUUGUAACACUUAACGUCAUGUAAUUCAGUCUUCUGACUGCCAGAUGAUGUUUUUAUUAAACAAACUAUUCAUUCAAACAAACUAUUGAUUCAUUCAUUCAUUCAUUAAUUAAACUAGCUUUAUUUAUGCUGGAUAAUUCUAUCUGUCUAAACUGUUCACCUUAGGGGUCCAAUAAGGGUCAUCUCUUAUUGAUCCAGUGUUACUACAGGAAGAAACCUGAACUAAGCUAACUUUAUUGAUAUUGCAUGACUCUAUCACUUCUAAACGGUUUUUCCCUAAAGGUCCAGUAUACAUAAGAUUAACCCUUACUGGUACAAUAUUACUACACGAGGAAACAUAGAUUAGACUUACUUUUAUUAUGUUGGAUGGAUCUAUAAAAUGUAUACAGUAGUAGGGCCACCCCUUAAUUGUACAACAAAUGUUAUUCUCGAAACCUUAGAAAGCUUCAUCUUGUUGUACAUUUUAACAAAAUUAUUAAACAUAGGUUUUACACUUAUAUCUGACCGUUUUUAGACUCUGUCAGAAAUGUCGUUCAUUGGUCAACGUAGACUACAAGAACUUCACAUGGAAGACAAUAGAUUGAGAGAUUUAUCAAAUUUCCAACCAUUGCUCAACCUACAGAGAUUAUAUUUAGGAAUGAAUAAAAUACAGGUAUAAAGUUUCAAUAUCAAUUGUUAAGUCUAUGCAAGGAACAAUCCAGUACAAUGUUUUACUCUGAAAACCUCACUUGAUAGAACAGAAUGUGAAGGGCUUUUUGUUGAAAAUUUUGUUGGAUAUUUAGAUAUUACUGGGAGAAGUUGCAACUACGAUCCCCUACCCUUUUCCCUCAAUGAAUGUGUGUACUUGAUUUUUACUGUAGGAACUCUCAGAAUUACAUAAAUUAGAAAGAAUGACAAACUUAUUUGAAAUUUCUCUCAUCAGCAAUCCGGUAAGAUCUUGUUGUACAGUAUUGUAUUUUUUAAUUUCUUGAAAAUAUCAGUUUUUGUUGUCUAUCCACGAGAUUGUUGUCGGUCGUUGCUAAAGGGGAUAGACAAGAGGGUGGCUUUCAGUGGCUUCAGUAUCGUUAAAACGUUAAAGAAUCAACAUCUAAGCACGUAUUACAUUCUUAAACCUAACCCUAAACCUAACCCCAAUCCUAACAUUAACCCAUAAAGCGAACUCUGAAUUUAAAUUUUGAACUGCCUUAAAAACCUUGCUCUCGUCCAUCUCUUUUAGCCAUUACAUAUUGUUUUGUAUAUAUGCAGUUAAAAUUUCGAUAAUAUAAACCAACCGAUUUCAACAGAUUCUGUAUCUUGUAUUAUUGCCUUUACUUAUCUUGCGUAGAUCACCCGACGUCUUAUGCAUCGUCCUAUUCUGGUGUAUCGUCAACCAAACAUAUUAUGCAUUGAUGGCAUUCCAGUCACCAAUGAUGAGCGAACCAAGGCAGAGGUGUAUUUAAUGGAUCAUCAGGUACAAUACUACAACUUUAUUUUUACUGUAUAAAUCUAUCAGUUCUAAACUGUUUUCUCUAGAGGUUCAAUAAGGAUCAUCUCUAUUUGGUAAUGGUCCAUUGGUACUACAGAUUGAAAUGAAGACUAUAGUCGGCUGAGUUAACAACCUUGUAGUAAGAUGUCAACAAUUGACAACUUGUCCACAAGCUGAAAACAAACAGUGCGAACACAUCCUGAUAGCAAGUUGUUGACAUGCCUGUCAGAUGUUGGGAUCCUAGGUAGCGGCGCUACCGGCAAGUGCCUGCGGCUAACUGUGAUCCUUGCAUGGUCAGAAGAUCUUAUUCAUGCAUAAAGAAGAAAAUUUCAAUUUUUCCGAAUACAUUUUCCAAUAUUUACCGACCAAAUUUAAUAUGAGCCGUACUCGAGACGUAAAUUCAUCAAAUGAUGCCAUCAAAACUUAAAAUUUCUUGUUCUGUGGUCGAAUUUUAUUCAUCAGCCGACAAUCUUGUCCGCUUGAUAUGUGAAAAUUUUCGACCAAUUGGGUUGGAGCAAAUUAGCGGACACUCAAUUUUGACAAUAUGAAACAUAACUCAAAAAAAUAUUCGGUGCGCGAUCCCCAGUCGCAAUUUGCAAGAGCUAACUGCAAUUUUUUUUGGUUGCCUGCAAAAAACUAAACAUACAGGCAUGGUUGUUGAAACAUACCCGCUGAUUUUUAUCGUAUAUUUUAGUUGGCCUCUGUGGUGAAUACAGACGGUGCUGAAUCAAACUUACCAAAUUUACAAACCAAACCACAAGCUCCUCUUAAGGUAAUGUCGUAGCAGUGUUUUUGAACACUGUUUUUACGUUUAAACAGUAAUAUUUGCAUGAUUGGUAUAAGCCAUGAAGUUUAUCCUCUAUAUGGACGAUCGUUUCAGGUGACGACAGUGCAACUAAGUACGUCGAUGGAAAAUGGCUGGAGUAUUGGUCACAAGUUUGGUCAAGUGGAAUAUGUGGAAAGUCUUACUCCUCAGGCGAGAUAUAACGACAGGAAUGAUCCUAGAGGUUUGGAACUUCAUUAUACUGUAUAACGCUUUGGGGCGUCGGUGGUUCGAUGGCUGUGCUGUGCUGUGUUGUACUGUAUUGUGUUGUACUGGGUUGUGUUGUACUCUGCCGUGUUGUGUUUUGUUUUGUUUUGUUCUACUAUGUUGUGUUGUAUUGUACUGUGUUGUUGUAUUUUAUUGUGUUGUGUUGUACUCUGUUGUGUUAUACUCUGCUGUGCUGCAUGUGUUAUGUUGUGUUGUGUUGUGUUGUGUUGUGUUGUGUUGUGUUGUGUUGUGUUGUGUUGUACUGUAUUGUUUCGGUGGCACAGUCGUCAGAGUAAGCGCCUUCACCUCUGAGUUCCUGGGUUUGAUUCUCGCUAUGGACUCGUGUGAAAAGAGUCAGUCAACGCUCUGCCGAAAUUCGUUGGUUUUCUCCGGGUGCUUCGGUUUCCUCCCACAGGGAAAGUUGACAAGGUGGGUUAGGAUAAACACAGUUAAGAAAGUAAUAUCACAAUUGUUGUAAAGAUAAAAUAGUCUAGGCUAAGUAUAUAAUUAGGUAAGCGUAAUACUUGAUGUAAAGCGCAUUUUAUUACAUCCAAUAUAAAUUUGUGCUAAUGAAAACGUUAAUCUCUUAAUCUCUCUCCUUGCCAUUUGCCUUCGGGAGUCUGGGACUGCACGCAGGCUAUUUGCUCGGUAACUGGAAUAUGUUGAAACUCUCAAUUAACUAUUUCGUUUUUUCCUUUGUUUUAGCAAAACUUCGCGCUUCAAACUCCUACCCACCACAAAACAUCCCAUCUUCCUAUGACGUCACACGCCAUGGUCGUCACCAGCCCCCCACGUCCUCCUCCAUCCAUCUCGCCAAGCCUCAAGGACAGCUGCCCAAUGGUGGUUCAUAUGUACUGCGUGGGAAUUCUAAUUCCAACUUUCCUCAACCGCCGAAACCCAAGUAAUGUUGACCAAGGUAAAAGCGUUCUUGUACCCAGGCCCAUUCCGAGGUUGGAACGUAAAGGAAAGAGCCUGGGUACAAGAUUGACUUGGUAUUUUGUUGCGUGUGAUGCGCGCGUGACAGCCACGAAGCCGGAAAGCGAAAAAUGGAGCCGGAAAGCGAGAUUGACAUGGAAAAGUUUUUUAUACCAUCAGCAAUUAUCCCUGGGUGCACUCGUGCUCUCCAAGAGUGUACCUGGGUAUCACCGACUGUCCUACAGUGUCCCAAUGUUGCUCAAAGUGUUCAACAGUGUAUCCACAUAACUACAUCCAUCCUGCCAAACAUGACCGCUUAGCAAAAAAGAGAAAGAUACCACGUUUGAUUAAAGUAUUUCGCCUGAGUCCAACCAAAUAACACCUACAUUUAAUUUUUCACUGUCUGAGUCUCUCCUCCCUAGUGUAAAUAGAUGGAUAUAAGACGAGACUUUUGUGGAUAGAAUGAUAGAUAUUUGUAUAUAAGAAAAAUUGAGGUGGAUAAAUGACUAAAAGCAAUACAAUUGCAUACACACAGUACAAUGUACUACCUGUGAAUAUUAGUAGUGUGUACAUAUCUGUAUUUUAUGUACAUUGUAGUUUUUAUACAUAAAGAUGUUAUUUUUAUAUGAAAUAUUUGUUGCGCCAUUUGCUACACUUUCAAAUAUCGUAACACACACCAAGAUUAUUGGAAAAUUUUUAAAUUAAAUCAACACAAUACAAUACAAUAUACAUUAAAUCAACACACAAGAUUCAAGACUCCCCUUACAGUUACUAUCCUUAGCUAUCAAAGCCAUUGAACACAUUUAUCAUUAUUGAAGUUGAAGCAUUCGUAUACCCGUUUUUAGCUCAUAUUUCUCGCAAUCAAUGGCCACAGUAUUGAGGUCAGUAUAAAAGAACCAUCUCACAUACUUAAAUGUAUAAACUUCUCAUUCAGCAAAGGCUGAUCAAAGUAUUUCACUUUCUUAUUCUUGUUCACUUGCAAUGCAAUUCUUGCAAUGACUAGUAUUAUGACUAUAACCAGCAAGGCCAUGGUGAAGCGAGCACUGAUGCUUUUCGGAUCCCAAUUUUUGGCCAGGCUUGCAGCGAGCGCCCACAGAAUAACCGGCCAGUCAGAGUAGGUGUAGUUGAGGUAUGGUUGAAAUGUGAAAUUCUGUAGGAUGAACCAUAGUAAUGCGAUGACCAGGAGAGCGGCAAGCGCCAGUGCACAGGCCGUCGGCAUUGGUGCAUUUAAGUGGUAGGUUAGCACCAUAGCAAUGUUUAACAGCGAAGCAAUGGUCGCCCAGGCUGCAUUAAGCAUAAUACCUAGAGAGAAAUAAAAUAUGCAUAAAUUUGCAAU
Messenger RNA from Paramuricea clavata, 9429 nucleotides. Lineage: Eukaryota; Metazoa; Cnidaria; Anthozoa; Malacalcyonacea; Plexauridae. The record is from the annotation of a GenBank genome assembly.